AUGGAGCCGCGGGUACUGGGACCUGCUCCCACCCACCCCACACCCUGGCAAGUGCUGGUGCUGGGGCUGGACGGAGCAGGGAAGAGCAGUGUCCUGCACUAUAUCUGCAACCAGACGGCCAGGAAUCGCUUCUCACCCACCUAUGGCUUCAGCGAGCUGCACCCACUGCUGCCCAUGGAGCCCCAGCUGCCGCUGGUGGUGCUGGCCAACAAGCAGGACAAGAGCGAUGCCCUGAGCACGGCAGAGCUGUGGGAGGAGCUGGCCCUGCACAAGCUCAGCGAGCAGCGGGAGCUCUUCCUCCUGCCCACCAGCGCGACCUGGGACAGCCUGAGCACUGCCAACAGCAUCCUCCACGUGAAGAACCUGCUGGUGACGCUGCUCUCCCAGCCCCUGAGUGCUCUGCUGCAGGGGGAGGGCAGCCAACCCCCCCCGGUUCAAGGAUGA
Molecule: messenger RNA, 444 nt
Organism: Nestor notabilis (Kea)
Lineage: Eukaryota; Metazoa; Chordata; Aves; Psittaciformes; Psittacidae
Gene: ARL10
Product: ADP-ribosylation factor-like 10
Exons: 3
Coding region: 1-444 (147 amino acids)
Molecular function (GO): GTP binding; GTPase activity
Source: RefSeq, a predicted model, not a curated record